GGUGUGAGGUGUGAGGUUUUGAAUGUAACCAUAAGGGUAACUUGAAGACACACAUGCGGAUACAUACAGGAGAGAAACUGUAUAAGUGUGAGGUGUGUGGUUAUGCAUUUAACCGAAAGGGUAGCUUGAAGACACACAUGGUAGUACAUAUAGGGGAAAAACUGUACAGGUGUGAGGUGUGCGGUUUUGAAUGUAACCAUAAGGGUAACUUGAAGACACACAUGUGUAUACAUACAGGAGAGAAACUGUAUACGUGUGAACUGUGUAGUUAUGCAUUUAACAAGAGUGGUAACUUGAAAACACACAUGAUGAUACAUACAGGUGAGAGAGAGUACCAGUGUGAGGUGUGUGGUUAUGCAUGUAACCAGAGAAGUAACUUGAACAAACACAUGAGGAUACAUACAGGUGAAAGACGGUACAAGUGUGAGGUGUGUGAUAAAGCAUUUAACCAGAAUCCUGACUUGAAGAGUCAUAUGGUGGUACAUACAGGAGAGAGGGAGUACAAGUGUGAGUUGUGUGGUAAUGCAUUUUCCCAGAAAGGUUCCUUGAAGAGACACAUGAAAUUACAUACAGGAGUGUGAGUACAAGUGUGAGGUGUGUGGUAAUGCGUGUGUUG
This is a messenger RNA of Dreissena polymorpha, 616 nucleotides long. Its product is annotated as zinc finger protein 714-like. The transcript has a single exon. Gene Ontology annotation, cellular component: nucleus. Gene Ontology annotation, molecular function: DNA-binding transcription factor activity, RNA polymerase II-specific; RNA polymerase II cis-regulatory region sequence-specific DNA binding. Gene Ontology annotation, biological process: central nervous system development; regulation of transcription by RNA polymerase II. The coding region runs from base 54 to 581 and encodes 175 amino acids. Lineage: Eukaryota; Metazoa; Mollusca; Bivalvia; Myida; Dreissenidae. The record is from RefSeq and is a predicted model, not a curated record.